Messenger RNA from Nestor notabilis (Kea), 861 nucleotides. Its product is annotated as homeobox protein NANOG-like. Gene Ontology annotation, molecular function: RNA polymerase II cis-regulatory region sequence-specific DNA binding; DNA-binding transcription factor activity, RNA polymerase II-specific. Gene Ontology annotation, biological process: regulation of transcription by RNA polymerase II. The record is from RefSeq and is a predicted model, not a curated record. Lineage: Eukaryota; Metazoa; Chordata; Aves; Psittaciformes; Psittacidae. The transcript is spliced from 3 exons. Bases 1 to 861 code for a protein of 286 amino acids.
AUGUUAAAUUCACGCGGGAAGCUGGACUUCGAAGUCUUUGAGUCUUUGCCUGACCCUGUUCACUUCAGUUGUCUUUCCUCCUCAGAUGUCUCUCCAGCUUCCUCCAGCUCUGGGACACUCAUCCAGUACACUCCCGACUCUGCCACUAGUCCUACUGCAGGGCGCCCAUCUCCCCAUCCCUCUUGCCAGAAGGUCAAGGCGGAAGGUGAGGGUGUGGUGAAGAAGGCCAAGAGCCGCACUGCCUUCUCCCAGGAGCAGCUGCAAAUCCUGCACCAGCGGUUCCAGAGCCAGAUGUACCUGAGCCCCCAGCAGAUCCGGGAGCUGGCUGCUGUCCUGGAGCUCACCUACAAGCAGGUGAAAACAUGGUUUCAGAAUCAACGGAUGAAAUUUAAACGCUGCCAGAAGGAGACCCAAUGGGUGGAAAAAGGGGUGUAUCCGCCACAGAAUGGGUUUCAUCAGGGUGCCUACCUGGAUAUAACCCCCACAUUUCACCAGGGCUUUCCUGUCAGUGCCAGCAGAAACAUUCCGCCUGUGACCAACAUGCAUCAAGCUUACAGCAGUGGCCAGACUUACGGGAGCGGGCAAAGCUUCUACUCGUUCAUGGCUGUGGAGGAUGAGGCGCUCUUUGGAAAAGGUGGAACAAGCUGCAGUACCCAGCAAGCCAUGGGUUUAUUAAGCCAGCAGAUGAACUUCUAUCAUGGCUAUCCUGCAGAUCUGGAUUAUGUCAGCCUGGAGUCAGGAGACACCUACACCUUCCAGAGCACCUCUGACAAUGUCACACCGUUCUCAAGCUCUCCUGCACAGCACCAGUACCAGGCUCCUUGGUAUCCCCUGGGGACCCAGAGUGAUUAUGAAUCUUAG